This is a messenger RNA of Benincasa hispida (wax gourd), 3104 nucleotides long. RefSeq lists its product as uncharacterized. Gene Ontology annotation, biological process: protein phosphorylation. Lineage: Eukaryota; Viridiplantae; Streptophyta; Magnoliopsida; Cucurbitales; Cucurbitaceae. The record is from RefSeq and is a predicted model, not a curated record. Gene Ontology annotation, molecular function: protein serine/threonine kinase activity; ATP binding.
UUUCAACGGCCACGCCUCCAUUUCUUUCUAACCAAACGACAAAGCUCUUUCCCAGAAGGAAAAAGAGAGAAAAAAAAAAAAAAAACUGCUUCUUUUUCCUUCUUUCCCUUGAUUUUGAUUUUGAUUUUUUGAUUAAGUUCUCCUACUUUUUGAUCAAAUUCAUCGUUACAAUAAUCCGACAAGAAACCCCAUCUUGAAAUUUCCGUUGUUUCUUUGAUUAAUUCCUCGGUUUCUUAGCCGUUUUUGUGGUGUAAUUACAUCAUUUAUCGAUCAAAAACCUCCCUCCAGGUGUUUGAUGAUUUGCCCCAAUGGGGAUUUGAUUCUCAAACUGGGUUUUUCUUUUAUUUUUUGUUGGGCUUAUAAGGAGGAGAAUUUGAUUCCACUACGUAGCUUUUGGAUGGAUGAUUGAUGAUUGAUUGAUUCUGAAAUUACAGGGGAAAAUUUUUGAAGUGAAGGUAUGGUCUUGUUUAUUGAGAUUAUGUGAAGUUGUCCGUUGACCGUUUCUUUGAUACUGGCAUCUGAUCAUUUUGUUUGGUAUUAGAGGGUUGGUUAAUUGUUUGGGAGUUCUGAGAGUUUUGGGGUUUCUUCGUUCUGCUUAUAGCUUCUCAUUGUUGUGUGGUGGAAUUUGUAGGCAGUGGUGUAUUUGGAGACGGAUUUUGGUUCGGGAGACGAUUUUGUGUAUUUGGGGUGUUAUCGUCUUUGGCGGAAUCGCCCUCUCUAAGCCGGGAUGGAACAAUUCCGGCGCAUUGGAGAGGUAUUGGGAAGCUUAAAGGCUCUUAUGGUGUUGCAAGAUGAAACUCAAUUCAACCAGCGUCAAUGUUGUUUACUCCAUGAUAUGUUUAGUUUGGCUUUUGAUACAAUUGCUGGAGAGAUUAAGGAUAAUCUGAAGCUUGAAGAGAAGAACACCAAGUGGAAAGCGCUUGAACAGCCUUUGAGGGAAUUGCAUAGAGUUUUUAAAGAAGGGGAGCUUUACAUCAAGCAAUGCAUAGAUUCCAAAGACUGGUGGGCUAAAGUAAUCAGCUUCCAUCAGAACAAAGACUGCAUCGAGUUCCAUGUCCACAACUUGCUUUCCUGCUUUCCUGCUGUCAUUGAAGCGAUUGAGACAGCUGGAGAGAUAUCAGGGCUCGAUCAGGACGAGAUGCAGAAGAGAAGGCUUGUACUUAUGAGGAAAUAUGAUAUGCAAUGGAAUGACCUGAAACUGUUCCAUUGGAGAUUUGGGAAACAGUAUUUGGUUCCUCGAGAAAUACGUAAUCGGAUGCAAAGCAUUUCAAGAGAAGAUCGAUGGCUGCUAAUUGAAGCACUCAAGGAAAAGAUAAGUUCACCAGGAAAUGCUGGUUCAAAGAACGAGCAGCGGCUUGGUGAAUUGUUGAUAAAGAAAUUAAACUCGGAACCGCCAACGGUGAAGCUUUUCCCGAGUUCAAUUUUGUUCGGAACAAAGGAUUAUCAGGUGAGGAGACGGUUGGAUGGAGGGCAUUCUAAGGAAGUUCAAUGGUUUGGGGAGAACUUUGGUCUGAAACAGUUCACGGCGGAAACUGAACAAACAGAUUCUGAGGUUCAAAUUCUUUUAUCACUUUCACAUCCUAAUAUAUUGCAAUACCUCUGUGGGUUUUUGGAUGAGGAAAAGAAAGAGUACUUUCUUAUAACAGAUUUGAUGUCCAAGGAUCUUUCUUCCUACAUGAAGGAUAAUAAUGGAGCCAGGAGGAGAAUCUUGUUUCCUCUCCAUGUUACAGUUGAUAUCAUGCUUCAAAUUGCUAGAGGCAUGGAAUAUCUACACUCCCAAAUGAUCUAUCAUGGAGAUUUAAACCCUUCCAAUGUAUUUAUGAAGCCGAGGAACUCUUCAGAAGGCUCUUAUCUCGUAAAAGUUGCCGGUUUCGGUCUAUCAUCGAUCAAGGAUUCACCUCCUAGAAACUCAACAAACCAACUAGAAACCAACCCUUUUAUCUGGCAUGCUCCAGAAGUGAUGGCAGAGCAAGAACAAGGUCCAGGAACUGUUCCUUCUUUCAGGAAGACAGAGAAAGCAGAUGUCUACAGUUUUGGUAUGCUUUGUUUUGAGCUUUUGACCGGAAAGGUUCCAUUUGAAGAUGGUCAUUUACAAGGGGAGAAGAUGAGUCGCAAUAUCCGAGCAGGCGAGAGACCCCUCUUCCCAUUUCCGACUCCUAAAUAUCUGGUGAGUCUUACCAAAAGAUGCUGGCAUUCUGACCCUUCUCAGAGGUUAUCUUUCACUUCCAUUUGUCGAAUACUUCGCCAGGUGAAGAAAUUCCUUGCUAUGAACCCUGAAAGCAAUCAGCCCGAAUUGCAAACGCCUAUUGUCGAUUACUGCGACAUUGAAGCAGGAGUUGCAAGGAGAUUCUCCUCAGAUGGGGUUGGUGAUUUAUGUUCAGUUUCACAAAUUCCAUUCCAAAUGUUUGCUUAUAGACUUGCUGAGAAGGAGAAGACAAAUCCAAACAAAAUCAAAACUUGGGAUUCUGCAAGUGAUGUGGUUUCCAUUAGCAAGGAUGAUUGUGCCUCCAUUUAUAGAGAUGAUACUGCUUCUGUAGUAGAAGAUCCAUUCACUAUCCCUGCAAGUGAUACUAGAUCCCUUUAUUCUGAUAUGAGAUCUGUUUAUUCUGAAGCUCCACCCAAGAAAAUGCCAACUACAAAGAAACUUCCAGACACAAAGAUCAAAAAAGGCACAGGGAUCUUAGAAACAAAAACACGAAUGACUACACGAACACCCUCACGAAUGCCUUCACGAUCAACUUCACGACCUCGAGUAUUGAAGACGAACAGAGAUAUCCCGUUACCAUUUUCUAGCCCUCUGAGUAAGGGAAGAAGGAGACCGAAUGGUCAUGUCUCGGACUCGGAAAUUCACUAGCUUUUGCUUGCUUCUUAGAUGGAAGCCUUUUUGUAGAGCUUUGCUUCUGCAUUGUUGUAAAAUUUCUGACAUCGUUCAAGUUAUGCAGAUCAGAUACUUCAUUUGUUUUUCUUUCCUUUUACAGAAAUAGUCUUAGAAACAAUUUCAUGUUAGCUUCUUGUAAUUAAGCUCUUGUAGUUUCUGGACAUCUCAGAAAGAAUAGCAGAUCCUGGUUUUCCCCCCUUCUAUUUAUAUUUUGUCUAUUCUUUCC